Messenger RNA from Cryphonectria parasitica EP155, 1029 nucleotides. RefSeq lists its product as uncharacterized. Gene Ontology annotation, molecular function: protein-lysine N-methyltransferase activity. Gene Ontology annotation, biological process: peptidyl-lysine dimethylation. The transcript is spliced from 3 exons. The record is from RefSeq and is a predicted model, not a curated record. NCBI's taxonomy places the organism in Eukaryota, Fungi, Ascomycota, Sordariomycetes, Diaporthales, Cryphonectriaceae. The coding region runs from base 1 to 1029 and encodes 342 amino acids.
AUGUCGCUGGCUCUGAGGUUGACGCCGGCUGGUGAGCCGCUGGAGGACCCAGAGGACUUCUUUGGGGACUCACUUGGGGUGGUCUUUGAGGAUGAUACCAUGAAUCUGCAUGGCGAUGCCGACCAUGGCCUGCUCUACACGUCCCCUCACCUCCCGAAACCACUUCACAUCAGCCUGGCCGACCCUGCAGGCGACGAAGACCGCCAGCUCUUCAGCCACUAUCUCUGGAACGCCUCCCUCCUGCUCGCCGAAUUUGUCGAGGCCGGCACCCUCAUUGCCCAGAAGACCACCUCUUCCCCCCUCGGCCCAGCCCUCACAGACUUCGAUAUCACAGGCCUCACCACCAUCGAGCUGGGCGCGGGCACCGCUCUCCCCUCCCUCCUCGCCGCCCUGUAUGGCGCAGAACGCGUCGUCAUCACGGACUACCCUGCCCCGGCCAUCCUCGCUAAUCUUCGAGACAAUGCCGCGCGCAACCUGCUGCCCGCCCACUCGCCACUCGCCCGCGUCGCAGACUUUGAGGUCGUGGGCCAUGCGUGGGGCGACCUUGAUUCCUCCUCUUCCUCUUCCUCCUCCUCACCACCAACCACAGCAACAACCCUCACUUCUCUCGCCGCCACCGGCCGCGGCGCCUUCGAUAGGGUCUUCAUCUGCGACUGCCUCUGGAUGCCCUGGCAGCACGAUAACCUCCUGCGCUCCGUGGCCUGGUUCCUGCGCGCGGGGAGGGAGGCGCGGUGCUGGUGCGUCGCGGGGUUCCACUCGGGGCGGGCGGCGAUGCGGGGGUUUCUGGAGGCCGAGAAGCUGGCAGGGGUGGGCCUGGAGGUCGAGAGGAUCUGGGAGCGGGACUGUGAUGGGGUCGAGAGGGCGUGGGAAUGGGAUCGGGGGAUUGAGGAUCCUGCGGGGCGGAAGAGGUGGCUUGCUUUUGCGGUGUUGAGGAGGAUGAGGGUUGGCGAUGAAGAGGACGAGAGUGGGGUUUUGGGUGGUGGUGGUGGAGGUGGGGAGGAGGUGGAGGGAGGAGAAGGGGGCCGAUGA